Molecule: messenger RNA, 1794 nt
Organism: Penicillium cataractarum
Lineage: Eukaryota; Fungi; Ascomycota; Eurotiomycetes; Eurotiales; Aspergillaceae
Product: MFS transporter
Exons: 3
Coding region: 1-1794 (597 amino acids)
Biological process (GO): transmembrane transport
Molecular function (GO): transmembrane transporter activity
Source: RefSeq, a predicted model, not a curated record
AUGGACUCUGAAUGGGAUGUAGAGAAAGGCUCAACACAACCUAGCCCUAAUACUACUUCCUCCUCCACAAUCCAAAGUGUCGACAACGUCGCCUACCGUUCAGACUCAUUAUCAACUACAGCCGCCUCAUCCUAUCUAUCAUCAAGAGAUGAAUUUGAAUAUCUAUCUCAAGUCCCGACUUCCCAUUCCCAUCGUGCCCAAGGCCUGGAACUCCAUCCCACCGCACUAGAACGCAUCGCAACCCAACGAAGCCAACACAAUGCCACCGUGGGCGCCAGCCACAAAAAGAAACAAGAAGAGUCUGGACCUCUCCCAGACUUUGGAGCUGGUAAACCCUAUCCACCCCCAUUACCAGACAAGGAAGAAUACGUGGUCGAAUUCGCAGGCCGAGACGACCCCCUCCACCCUCAAAACUGGCCAACAAGAAAGAAGAUCUUGACGGCUGUCAUCUUAUCAUGGACAACCCUCAAUUCAACAUUCACUAGCAGUAUCUACUCUGCUGCUAUCAGCACCGUCGCGCACGAAUUCGGCGUCUCCAGCGAAGUCAGUACACUGGGUCUAUCACUAUACGUCCUCGGCUUCGCAAUGGGACCUAUCUUCUGGGCUCCAUUCUCCGAACUAAAAGGCCGCCGUCUCCCCCUCCUCCUAUCAAUGCUCGGCUUUACAAUUUUCCAAUUCGCCGUCGCCACGGCAGAGAACCUCCAAACUAUCAUGCUAUGCCGCUUCUUCGGCGGAUUCUUCGGGGCAUGUCCCCUCGCCGUCGUCGCCGCCGUGUUGGCGGAUAUCUACAACAAUCGCGUUCGCGGCCUUGCAAUCGUCGUGUUUGCCAUGACAGUCUUCACAGGGCCGCUUAUUGCGUCGACGCUGGGCGGGUUCAUCGUGCAAAGCCUUGGCUGGCGCUGGACCGAAUACCUCACCGGUAUCAUGGGUGCGUCGGCGCUAUUGAUCGAUCUUUUCCUUCUACACGAGACAUACCCGCCUAUCAUCCUCGUGCACAAAGCCGCUGAACUCCGCCGCCGUACGUCGAACUGGGGUAUUCACGCAAAGCAAGAAGAAAUCGAGGUAGACUACGUCGAACUCGUUCAGAAGAACCUCCUCCGUCCUAUCAAACUGCUCUUCCUAGAACCCAUCGUUCUCUUCUUGAGCAUUUACAUGGCCUUCCUCUACGGCCUGCUAUACCUCUUCCUCACCGCAUACCCAAUCGUCUUCCAAGAUAUCCACGGUUUCGCCCCGGGCGUCGCCGGUCUUCCCUACUGGGGUCUGGUCGUUGGCGAAAUCUGCGGAGGACUGUAUAUCAUCCUCACACAGCCAUCGUAUAACCGCAAACUGGAUGCUAACAAUGGCGUUCCCAUCCCGGAGUGGCGUAUGCCUCCUGCUAUCGUUGGGAGUGUCGCUUUCGCGGGCGGUUUGUUCUGGUUUGGAUGGUCUGGGUGGAAGGCGGAUAUCCACUGGGCUGUGCCGAUGACUUCGGGGUUGAUGAUUGGGUUUGGUCUGUUUUGUAUCUUCCUUGGGGCUUUCAAUUAUAUUAUUGAUGCCUAUACGUCGUUUGCUGCGUCAGCCCUUGCUGCGAAUAGUAUCCUUCGUUCUUCCGCCGGUGCUGGGUUUCCCUUGUUCGCCCCCGCUAUGUUCAAGUCAUUGGGUGUGAACUGGGCGAGCACAUUGCUUGGCUGUGUAGCCGUUUUGAUGGUCCCUCUCCCGAUCAUCAUCUACGUCUACGGUCCCAGCAUCCGGGCGAAGAGCAAGUUUGCAACUGUUCACAUGGCCUUGGAUGUAGAUGAUGAGCACGUGGCAUGA